AUGGCACAUAAUAGUGGCGAUGAAAUCGUCUUUGAUAGUCUUGCUGACAUUGAUGCGUCGAAGGAAACAUGGAAUAUUCGUGUUCAGGUAAUCAUGCAUUGGAAGCAGACUUACAAAAACAACCCAAACAUGGUGAGCAGCUUUGAUUUUAAUGGACCAGCAGAUUUUAUUGGUCAAGUUGUUUCUACUGAUCCCAUGAGAGUGAUCAUGGACAAAGAAAGUGAAAAAAAGUUAAUGAAUAUGGUUGCUCAAGAUCUAAUUAUUGCUGAUAUGGAUUUGAAUGUUAAGUCAUCCAUUAAUACUUCACAACUUAAUACCGAUACAGUUGUGGCCAAGGAAGAAUAUUACUACCUCCGUUUUCCAAUCAAAAACAUUGAUGAUAUUCCAUAUUACAAUGAGAAUGAUGAUGAUAAUAAUGUUGAACCAUUUACUUAUGAUGGUUGCGGUGGAGUUUCUGAUGUUUACGAAAAAGUGAGAGUCGUAAUUCGUGUUGAAGAUGAAACUGGGUCUUCAUCUUUUGUAUCGUUAGACCGUCAUGUUAAAGAUGUUAUUAACCGCGAUAAUCAGUGGUUGAUGGAAAAGAUAUCAAAGAUGAGUGAUGAUGAAGGGGUAGUUGGUGCCGUUUUUAAAGGUUCACAUGCAUAUGAACAAGACAGUAUUAAUUCUGAUGGUACUCCUAUUAAUAAGUGUUUUAAGGAUAAGAGUGUUUCGAUUGAUGUUGACAAUAUUGAUGUUGUUGAUCUUGAUGCAGUCACACCAACAACUACUUCCAUCAAGCAGCCUAUUGAGAUUGUUACCACCACCGAAUCUUUUGAAUGGUCUUCUUCUAAAGAUGGUGUUGUUGCUCCUAUCUUGAAGAUCCCAAAAAUGGAAAAGAUGGAAUAA
Lactuca virosa is the source of this 885-nucleotide messenger RNA. The record is from the annotation of a GenBank genome assembly. NCBI's taxonomy places the organism in Eukaryota, Viridiplantae, Streptophyta, Magnoliopsida, Asterales, Asteraceae.